AUGGAGAGAUUUUUAGGGCUGGCUCAAAGGGCGAACCGCCUCGUAGAGGAUAAAGAUCAAGUUCACAUGGAUCGUCAACAACAAGUCGAUAUUAGCUACAAUACUCUUCAACUAUCUCGCGUUGCGUCUAGUCCUUUGUCUUUCCUCCCAGAAUCAGGUGGAACGAUGGAUACUUUAACCUCAUUACAGCAGGUAUCUAAGACAAGUACAUCUAUGAUGUUACCGGAUCUAGGACAUCAGCUCUCUUUGGAUUCCGCCACUUCGAUCACUAUCGAGUCUGAGCUACCCGAUAUACGUCACAACCACCUUUGGGGUAUUCCCAAGGACAUCUCAACAGACGUGACAAGCGCUAUACCAUACAUCCUCGCCGGCCGCGAUAGCUUUUCUUCGUUCCUCUACUUUGAGACUAUCGCUAUGGUGGGGAAGGCCCUUCGGGGAGAGAUUCCCCAAGACAUCUUGAACGGCGUUCUUCGGUACAAAAGACGCUAUGCCACUUUCUCUCAGGUCUUGGAUGUUGUCACCGAGGUCAUGAACAUGUUGCUUCACGGAACAAGCCGGAGUCCCAAGAUGUCGAAUACCUGA
Messenger RNA from Trichoderma harzianum CBS 226.95, 582 nucleotides. RefSeq lists its product as hypothetical. Bases 1 to 582 code for a protein of 193 amino acids. Lineage: Eukaryota; Fungi; Ascomycota; Sordariomycetes; Hypocreales; Hypocreaceae. The record is from RefSeq and is a predicted model, not a curated record. The transcript is spliced from 2 exons.